Eriocheir sinensis (Chinese mitten crab) is the source of this 7609-nucleotide messenger RNA. Its product is annotated as DNA primase large subunit-like. Bases 580 to 2094 code for a protein of 504 amino acids. The transcript is spliced from 11 exons. Lineage: Eukaryota; Metazoa; Arthropoda; Malacostraca; Decapoda; Varunidae. Gene Ontology annotation, biological process: DNA replication, synthesis of primer. The record is from RefSeq and is a predicted model, not a curated record. Gene Ontology annotation, cellular component: alpha DNA polymerase:primase complex.
UUCCUCUUCUUCUUCUUUUUCCCGGCCUCCUCCUCCUCCUCCCCCUUCUUUUUCUACUUCCUUCUACCUCUUAAAAAAAUAUUCUUCUACCUCUUCUUCUUCUUCCUUUUCCUCUUCUUUUUGUUUUCCUCCCGGCCUCCUCCUCCUCCUCCUUUUUCUUUUUCUUUUUUCUUCUUUAUCUCUCCUAUAUAGCUCCCUGGAUUUUCCCAUGUCUAGGCUAUACCGGUACCUCUCAGUUGCAUCUCUAAAAGCAUUAAUCAAAGAUAUUUUCCGACUGUGCCAUCAUUACUUCACCUUCGUGGUCGAGUGGUGUGACCGCCUAGCUUUGAAUCUGUGGGCCAGGGUUCGAAUCCCCGGCCUGGGCAGUCGGCGCGCAGCUCACUCAGGUGUUAUAUAGGAAGCAUUACAUUUACCUUGAUGGGAAGUGUGGAGGAGGACCUAAGAAGCGAUACAAAGCGGAACAACUCAAAAGAAGAAGAAGAAGAAUACUCAGCCACUCACGUUAUGGCGGACAAGCUUUAACAGCACCGUUUUGAUAUUUGACACGACGCCCUCCUGCCUCGGAGAGCAGAAUUAAAGAUGGAAUUCAAGGGUAGAAGAGUACGCAGAAGAUUAGAAAUUCAGAUUGAAGUUAACUAUCCCUCUGGCGUUCAGUUCUACAGUGACCCACCAACAGGAGACAUCUUAUUGACUGAAUUUGAUGACAUUGCCUCUGACAGGCUGAAAAUUUUAAGAGCUGUGGAACAUUUGAAUCUGCUGGGUUAUGUCAAAGAUUCAGAUGAAUGGAUUAAUAAUUUGUAUGAAGAAUUUUCAAAGAACAAGUAUUUCAUCAAUGCAGCUGAUAAAGAUUCCAAAGAAAGAGUUGAUGAAAUUCAGAAAGCCAGAAGGCAGGAUCACGUGUCUCAUUUCAUCCUGCGUCUUGUCUUCUGCCGGAGUGAGGAUUUGCGUCGGUGGUUUGUUGAUCGCGAGACUGACCUGUUCCGGGCUCGCUUGCUUUAUGCUUCCAGGUCUGGUUUAGAUCUAAAAGCUUUCUUGGUGGCCAACAACCUUAAAUAUCUCAUUGUGGCAGAGGAGGAGCAGCAAAGGAAACGGGAGAACCUCAUUGCAGGCAGUUUUCAUGUCGGUGAGGACAAUAUAGACGGAAUGACAUUUUACAAGGUUCCAUUUACAGAUGCGUUGGAACUGGUAAGACGGAAGAAAGUGUUCCUGAAAGCUGGUCUUGCCUAUGUCCCAGAAGGUGACGUGGCCACCCUAGUCAUUAAUUCCUUCAGGACACGUCUGUCUCGGGCUGUGGCAAAUGCAUACAAAGCCCUGCCUGAAGUGGAGAGUGAUGAGCGUCUGGUUUGUCUCUUGAAAGACUUUGACAAGCGCUACAUUGCCAAAGAUUACUUAUCCAGGAAGCCAGUCAACAUUCAUAUUACUCCAGAUGUGAUUGACAGCUUGGCUAACAAGUCUUUUCCACCUUGCAUGCGGCAGCUCAAUGACGUUUUGCGAUCCACCUAUCACCUGAAGCACCACGGCCGCCUCAUCUAUGGACUGUUCCUCAAGGCUGCUGGCUUAAGUAUGGAGGAUUCGCUAACCUUCUGGAGAUCUCACUUUCUAAAAAUCAUGGAUGAGGACAUGUUUCGUAAAAAAAAGUAUGCAUAUGGCAUCCGAUACAUUUAUGGAAAAGAAGGAAUGAGAAAAGACUGUCUUCCCUAUGGGUGCAUGAAGAUCAUUGGGCACAGCCCUGGACCAAGUGAAACUCAUGGCUGCCCAUUCCGGCACACUGAUGCCCCUUUGCUGUGGCAGCGUCUUGCAGCCUAUGGAGUGUCACAGCAGGUUAUCCAUGAAAUCAUGGUUUUGGUAAGUAAGCAGCACUACCAAGCAGCCUGCCAAUGCUUCUGGGAAGCUUUGCAUGGUGUUCCCAUAGAGGGUGGCAUCGACCAUCCCAAUCAGUUCUUUGAAGAGAGCUACAUGCUCCUGAAUGGAGGUGCACAACCCAGCCAAGUUGAGUAUACGUCGGGGGGCACGUCAAAUCACCCACCCUACGACGCCAAGUCUGAAGGUCCCUCCGGGCGAGACUCCAUACAGGAAAGAAGCAGCCGGAGGUGAGAGCCACACAUUCUGUCAUGUGUGCAUCCCAGGCAUCCAGCCAGCCCAGCCAGGCAUCCAGCCAGCCCACUCAGGCACCACCAGACAACACAGAAGUCUCAGAAAUGGAAACAGACAUAGAUGAUGAAACUGAAACUGCCAUGCUGAAGAUAUCUCUGGAAGGAUUGAAAUAAGAAAAGAAUAUCUUAUAUAUAAUUAUGUAUCAUGCAGGAUGUAUAUUACCAUAUAUUUUUAUUAACCAUUAUAUAUUUCACCAAGAAAAUGAGAAGUUUUGUUCAUUGGUAUUGGUAUAUUAGUAUAUCAGUUGUUUUAAGUGAUUUAUGAAAAUAAUAUAUUAAUAUAUAAUAUAUAUAAUUCAUAUUAUUUGAUGAAGCUGAAUUUUUUAAAUAAAAAAAUAUAUAAUUUUUAUAUGAUAAAACAAUAUUACACACGGCUGUUGUCACUUUUACACUUUUGGCUGGGUAGGUGACAGAUUUCCACUUUCUCAGCCUUUCCCUUGAAGUUAGCUCUGAGCCUGUCACUGCAACCCACCCCAUCCCACCCUUCCCUUCCUACACACACCUACACAUCCCAGGAGACAACAGGAGGAGUGUGGAUUAAGAAGGGGAGAUCAGAAAGGGGGCUGUGCUUAGGGAACCUCAGCUUCAGCAGGAAAAGUAUGAUGAGCGUGGUCACAAUCAACAUCUUUAUCAAACUUGGUAACCCAAACGUUUCGACCUCAGGAUGUCAUCUUCAGUGGUCUAAAAACAAUACAUGAACAAAUUUCAGCAGGGAGACUACACAAUAUAAAAAUAAGCUUUAAAAUACCCUAAAAUAGUAAUCAAACCUAAACUAGCUAAAAACUAUAAAUUAAGUAAGGGGGACAACAGACAUAGUAUAUUAAGUGGGGGAACAUUGAUAUAUGAAUUGUAAAUUAUGGUGAUGACAAUAUUUAGAAAUUAAGAAAAUGUAAUCUAAUAGUGCUAUAAUAAGUAACUAAAAAACUGAGAGCAUAUUUAAGGAACAUUUAGGGAACUGCAGACAGAGUGUUAUCAAGCGAGGGACUAAGUGAAGUAAGCUGAAAGUCUGACAAAUUAAAGAAAAAUGUGUCUGCCAAACACGAAAGGAAACUUAGAAAUAUUGGUGCUAAGUAUUAUUUACGCUCGUGUGACCCAAACAAGGUUAUUUUUAACUACUCAAGUGUUCAACUUGAAUUUGCUGGUGACAGUCAGGAAGUCGGAGGCGGCCGCUUCACUGUGGCGUCCCUGUGGUUCCUCCCUUGGAGGAACAAUACUUGGAGUGGCCCUCAGCGGGUCGCUCUUCAUUGUGAGGUGAAGCAAGGUGGGUAGGGGAGGGCGGAGCUUAGUCGAUGGGCGGAGCCAGCAAUUCCACCCAAAACAUUGCGUUCUCGUUCCCAGAUUGUCGGCAUAAAUGAGUUUGUCUGCCUUAUUUCUUCCACAUAUCAUAUGUUUUUAGUUAUUCAACUGCUGCAGUAUAUGCUCUAAGGAUUUAUGUACAGGUUUUAAUAGAAAAACACCAGCAUUUCCUUGUCUAUAUUCCGUAGAAGCUGAGAAGAAAUGUUCCACACCCACCUUGAUCCCUCACACUUCCUCUGUAUAAUGUUCAUUAUGUAUUGACCAUGGUCUUACUUUUAAUGCAGAAGCAUGUAAAGCCUUCUAUGUAGAACGUUUCAGAUUUGAUCAAAACUCACUACGAGUAAACAGAAGGAAGUAUUGGGGCAGGAAGGAGAAAAAACUUACCCGUACGCAAAUAAUAGUAUAUAGUAUUUGAUUCAAUGUCAACCAACCGUGUUACACAAUCAUGCAUGUCAUUGUUAGAGGAAUAUUAACCAGUAAAUGGAGAAAAUGCAACAUACAGGUCAGGCACCAAUUACUGCGAGAGGGUUUGGUUACAUGUUUUUAGGGAGAGAAAUGAUUGUGGAGUGGUGGAGAUAGCUUGAUCACCGGAGAUGAAAAAAGAGACUUAAAAGAGUGGAAUAAAUUAUAGAAGAUAACUCCUGUAAGAAAGAAUGAGAGAGAAUGAAAAUGAGGGAGAAUGAUAAGAAGAAUAAGACUGAAAAUGAGAGAAAGGUAGGUAAUGAGAAUGAAAAAGAAUGAAAAUGAGGGGGAAUGAGAGAGAAUUGAGAAUGAGUUAAUGAAAAUGAGAAAGAGGGAAUGAGAGAGAGGGAAUAAGAAUGACAGAAUGAGAGAGAGGGAAUAAGAAUAAGUGAGAAAAUGAGAUAUCGAGAGAAAGUGAGAAUGUGGGAGAAUGAGAAUGAGACUGAAAGACAAUGAGAAUGAGAGAAAGAAUGUAAGAAUGAGAGAAUGUCAGAGAAAGAAAGAAUGAGAGAGUUGAAUUGAUGAGGACGAGAGAAUGAUAAUGAAAAUAAGAUUGAGAGAGAAUGUGAAUGAGAGAGAAAUUAAUGAGAAUUUAAUGAGAGGGAAUAAGAAUAAGAAAGAGAAUGAGAAUGAGAGAUUGAGAAUAAGAAUGAGAGAGAAAAUGAGGAUGAGGAAGAAAGAGAAUGCAGAAUGAUUUUGAGAGAGAAUGAAAAUGAAGGGGAAUGAUUGAAUGAGAAUGAGAAUGAGAGAUGUAAUGAGAAUUAUAGAGGAUGAGUAUGAGAGAGGCAAUGAGAAAGACAAAAUGAGAGAGUGGGGAUAAGAAUAAGACUGAGAGAAAAAGAAUGAAGGAGGAUUAUAAUUUUUAAUGAGAAUGAGAAUAUGAGAGAUAUUAAGAAUGAGAGAGAGUGUGACAGAGAGAGAAUGAGAAUGUGAGAAAAAAUGUAAGAAAGAAUGAGAGAAUGCAUGUGGUUGAAGGUGACUUGGUCCUAUCAAUUGCACUUGUUUCAUGUUUUGGAAAAUAACUUUGUGCUCAUAACAUUUCUAAUUGCACCCAAAGACCUCUACAUUCCAGCAAUUUGAUCUGUUUGUGUGUAAAAGCCAUGGAAAAGGAAUUACGGAUGAUUUCCUUGAAAUUACUACCUACCAGGCAAUCAUUCGCAUUCUGUGUCGCUCCUUUUCUAGCCUAGUUUUCUCCCCUCUUAUGUAAUGUUUCGCUAUAAAAGUAAUUGUAUCGUACCGAGGAAACGUUAUGCUGCCAUCCCUGCCUCUGUGGGUGCGACCAAAUGUAGUGCCCCGGAAAAUUGGGGGCGGCGCUCUUUAACUUUUUUUAUGACUGAAUUAGACUGAAUUAGAGACUGCAUGUACGUUAACCAUAGCUGGGUGUUAUCGCGAUAUUUUAUUGAUGAUAACAAAAUCGGGUUAUCGGCCAUUCGCUACCUAUUUAAAUAUAUAUCAGUAUCUUCAUUAAUUUUUUAACCAAACUAGCGAUAAUCGCUACUUUUUUCGCCUCAGAAAAAAAACUUGUCUCCCUACUGCGCAUGUGUGGCCUGAUGAAAAAACUUCGGGGUAUGAAAUAUCUUCGGUGAAGAGAUUUCACACUUAGAUCAUCAACAUUAAACCACUAGGUUAUUUUUUUAUGUUACUCAAAAAUCAAUAUAUCAAAGAGAAAAAUCAUUUAACUUUGCCCAAAAAAUGAUUAUUCACUGCCUCAAAUUUGAUAUUCCAUAUUCGUUUGUGAGCAUUCCAUGGUAUUGAAGGCACCCGGUGUUGUAUUAUUUGGUGUCCCAUCGUCAAAAGCUGGCGCUUUUGUUUACAAACACGUACUGGUCUCGUGAACUGCGCAUGUUCAGACCAGUAAGUGUAGACCUGUACAGUCUCACAAAGCUUUUUAACACAUUAAUUACGAGUUGCUGGAAAGCUGAAUCUGACAUACAGUGCCACCACCCUCCCUAGCUGUUUCUAGAACGACACUCUGUACAUACAAAUACAACUCGUACAAAUCGAUCGAGUGUUGGUCUAGAAACAGCGAGGAUGGUGGUAUUGGUACUGUAUGUCUGAUUCAGCCUUCCAGCAACUCUUAAUUACGGUUAAAAAGCUUUGUGAGACUGUACAGGUCUACGUGCUUGCUGGUCUGAGCACGCGCAGUUCACGAGAGACCAGUGUUUGUAAACAAAAGCGCCAGCUUUUGACAGUAGGGACGCCAAAUAACACAACACCGGCUCAGGCGUUUCUAGUAUUACCGUCCAUAUGUACGUGUCAACGUGUGGUUUUCAGGUUUUGUAAGUUUUCUAAAAUACAGAUGAUGAAAAUUUGAAUUCAUUUUUUUAUUUUUUUAUCUGAAAUAUCAAUAUAGUAUCGUUUUCGCCUAUCGGACUUAUUGCUAGCUAGUAUCGGAAUUGUGGAUUUAUAUCGGUAUCGGUUAUCGGUUAUCGCCUAUAUUUGUGUCUCCAGUUAACGAAUAUCGGUUAUCACCGAUAAGGUUUUUCAUUAUCAGUUAUCGGUUAUCGGGAAUAAGGUUUUCUGUUAUCGUGCCCAGCUAUGACGUUAACUUACUGAGCAUAGAACAAAUUUAAGACUUAAAUAAACUCCCGCGUAAUUGAAUGCGAACGACUAUAGAAGGUAGGCUGCCACCACCCACCGAUGAGGGUUGGAACCCCCUUAAAGGGGAGAAAAUAAGACUGCAUGAUUGUCUACACUCAACUACGCCGGAUGAAAGACGGGAGAAAACACUUGAGGGGGUAGCGUAGACACUGAAGAGGGAGGGAGACGUGAAGGUACGGAUUUCCUUGUGUGGCGUCCGGCUGAUCAACUCGUAACCUUAAGAUUAAAUGAGGAACAGUGAUAAACAGAAUAAUAUAAUUACAAGGGGAAUUUUACUGAGACAUUUGUUACAAAGAUAAAAUAUAAUUGUUUGUUCUAGAGCCUAUAGGCCGGCUUUGUGAAAUUACAAAAAUAUAAAGUUACUACUGAGAACCUUAAACCCAAACAAACUUCCCUUGUCGAGCCUAUGGCUCCCACACAAGGGUAACAAGAACGCGACUACAUAUUAGUAAUACUUGGGCGAGACGUUUGGAGAAGCAGGGGGGAUGUGUGUGUGUGUGUGUGAAACGGAGUGGAGACGUGCUGACUGGUCACCAACAGGGCCUAUAUAGGGCGGGUGAACGGAGACUGGCUUAACUACUUAACACACUGGAUAUGUUGGUAUAUAUUAAUAUAUUAACACGAGGGAAAAAAUGAGAAUUUAUUUAUUUUUAUUUAUUUAUUUUUUGUGAUGGUGAGGGGGGGACACGAGCAACGUGAACGCAGGUAUUACUUACAGGGCGGAUGAACGGAGACUAGCCCGCGGGCCCGGCGAGAGAGAGGGACACGUGUGUGGUUGAAAAUUGGAGUGUCUCAAGGCGUGAUUUAUGGGGAGGGAGGGAUCGAAGUGUUAAAUUGAAUUAGCUCUCUGGGGAACAAUUAAGUCGAUCAGGAACAAAGCUGGGAGGUAGGGAAGGUUUGCAAAAGACUUAAACCACGGGAUGGAGUACUAGCUGUAGGAUAUAUCAAUGAAUGCUCUUAUUUUGCCAGCAGUGUUCAUUGCAAUGACGUGAUGAACUGACCUGGCAUCAGCAAAAAACUAGUAAGAAAACUAUUUGUUAACGUACGCCGCAUGCAUAUUUAUUUUUGGUAGUUCCACCAGGGCCACCAGAUAGCAG